Messenger RNA from Daphnia pulex (common water flea), 3249 nucleotides. RefSeq names its product protein XRP2-like. NCBI's taxonomy places the organism in Eukaryota, Metazoa, Arthropoda, Branchiopoda, Diplostraca, Daphniidae. Bases 99 to 926 code for a protein of 275 amino acids. The transcript has 5 exons. Gene Ontology annotation, cellular component: periciliary membrane compartment; cilium. The record is from RefSeq and is a predicted model, not a curated record. Gene Ontology annotation, biological process: post-Golgi vesicle-mediated transport. Gene Ontology annotation, molecular function: GTPase activator activity.
CCAACAACGGCUUGGCUUACACAACAACAGUCUUUGUCGGUGUUUUCGUUUGAUCACAGUUUGUUAAUAUUAUUUGCUUUGGUUUUGUGUUUUAGCAAAUGGGUAACGUAUUUAAAUUAAUUCGAAACUGGCUUAGUAGUCAGCCAGAUGAUGAUGCCGAAAAUGUAACUCAUUUGGAUCAAAGUAGUUGUAUUUCAACUGAUCCACCAGUUUAUUCUUGGGACAACAAAUCUGAAGUUGAAACAAACCAACUUCGACUGAACCAUUUGAACGAACUGUACAUUUUUCGAAACAUCGUCUAUCAAGGACAACAGUUUAAGAUUGAAAAUUGCUUGCGUUCGCUUAUCCUCGUUACAGGUUUCUUCGACAGCAUUUUUGUCGACGAUUGUAAAGAUUGCAAAAUCAUUUUGGGACCCGUUAAAGGCAGUAUCUUCUUGCGAAACUGCAGUCAUUGCGUUAUAGUGGCGGCUUGCGGACAGCUCAGAACUAGAGACUGUACUGACGUUACCUGCUAUCUGCUUUGCGCAACUCAACCGAGCAUCGAAAUGUCUUCCUUAAUGAAGUUUCAGUGUAUUUCACUCGAUUAUCUGGGAUUACAUGGUCACCUUGCCAACGCUAGACUAAACUCGAUUAUUGUUAAUCGAUGGUCAGAUGUAUUUGAUUUUACGCCUACUUCGUUGGAAACUAACUGGAAAUGUUUGGCGAUUGAAGAUCGUUUUGAGGAUAAUCUAAAUGAAGAAGAACUAAUAUACUGUACCGAUCACCAAAUUGUCUUUGAUCGGACACUUUCAGCCUUACCAUUUGAUCACCCGAUGGUACCCGUUAACCGUAAUUCAUAUGCAGCUUCCGCUGCUCCCAUCGUCUGGGAUAAUUCAGAAAAUUUUUGCAAUUUGUUAGCCUCUAGCCUAAUCCUAAAAAAACGAUAAACUUUUCCUAAAACUAUUACAUGUCUUAUACUUUCAAUAUUCAAAUCAAAACCCCUUAUCCGAAAGUAUUUAAAUUGGUUGUAUUUUUUAAACGUGAUUUUUGUAAGGGAUAUCGCAAAAGAAAUAAUCGUUUCUUUUUUUGUCUUGCAUUAUAUAGGGGGCUAAUAACUAUGGCACGCCAAAAGGAAAAAAAAAGUUCCCUGCUUCAUCAUCUAGUGGUUAGAUUUACAACUAAACGCAAAAAUUUUCUCAUUUAUUACUCCAAAAAACGGAAAUUUUCCCCGCUUCCCGUUUCGUCGAGCCGUGAUUUAUCGGUAACUGCAGUUGAAAAUUGCAGAUUAUCUGAUUAUUGUAAAAAUGUUUUGUGUUUUUGUAGUAAUCUUCAUUCAAACAUUUUUUAUUUCAUCGUCAGCGGAUCCAAUCUGGUAUUUCGGAUCGGCACCAAAUUUGUACCAGUUAUAGAUGUGAAUAUGAAGAACACAUAGUCAAAGAAUGAAACUUGUUCCACGAUCUGUUCAAGAGUUGCAAAUUUUUUCAUUUUAGUUGUUUUCCCUAUUUCUUUGGUGCGCGCGCAACUCCAUCCCUCUCUUCCUCCCUCCCUUCGCUUGGAAAGGGAGCGCGUGCUCCAAAUCAUAGGGAAUAAUAACGAAAUAAAAAAAUUCAUAACUCUUGAACAGGUUGCGGAACAAGUUUCAUUCUUUAGUUCUUCAUACUCACAUCUAUAACUGCUGGUACAAAUUUGGUAUCUCCAUCGCUAGGUGGCUUACAGGAUGAAUGCAGCCACAUAAUAAGACCGGCAUGGCCAAAAAACGAAGAAAUUUCGGGGAAUUUUUUUCCAACAUUUCAAUCGUUAAUAUCACUAAGCUGGGCUUCUAAGCUGGGUGGGAACAAAAAAUGAAAAUGAUUUGAAGAGAUGGGCUAUCCCAUCAUUUUAAAAGUCCAAUUAGAUUAUUUUUAGGUGCAGUAGUUGACGAGAAAACUGCUGCAGAAAAACAAAAACAAAAAAAAAUCUAAAUUUUGGCUACCCCCUCAAAAGUUUUUUUUAAAUAUCUCCAAAACUACAAUAGCUAAGCGAUUGCGGUUUUACCAAUUGACUUAGCGAAAAAUUUAGAACACAACUCAUCUGUUUGUUAAUUUUUAGAACCCCUAGCGAUGUUUUCCGCGUAAUCAAAAACCCCCAAAACGGUCUCUUUGAAUUGCGGACGGCUGGUAUCAAGCAUUUUAAAAGAUAUUUAGUUUUUACUUGCAGGAAAAGGCUGGAGAAGGGGGAGAAAGUCUAACUCAUAUGCCAUCUACCCACCAAACAGCCUAAGUUCUUGUAAAUUGGUGUCUGCAAGUAAGAAGAUUUCAUAAUCAGCUGUUAAUAUCGGCAACAAACAAACACGUGCUGCCUUGCAUGCACUUGUAAACAGAGCAUUAGUAAGAACUUAGGGGGUUUGGUGGAUAGAUGGCACUUGAUUCAAGUUGACUUUCUUUCCCUUCUACGAAAAAUCAAACCUAAUAUUUAUUUUUCCUUAUUUUAAUUACAAAUUUCAACGUAGCUGAACUCGCCUUUAAAAACUCUUAUUUGUUUGUAUUUUUUCAUUAUUUUGCUGUAAAAACGCCUACCCGACAGGUUUUAACACGGUGAGAUUGGACUGUGUCCUUAAUAUAGAGUAGGCCUAGUCCAUGGUUUAUAGGCCAACAGCCAUUUCAGCAACGACACUAGUUUUUAAAAUUUAAUGGCCAUCUUUCUUGUUUAUGCUAGAAGCGCGGAUUUUAAAAAUGUUUCUAGUAAUGAUACUUUAAUGAUUUGUUCCAUUCAAACUGAAAUUUUAUUAUCAUAACAUAAUCACCAAUGUGAAAGAAUUGUAAAUCGAGGCCAAUUUUCUCUUCUUUGCUGGAUAUCAUUGUGUUCUCUAUAAUCUUCUCGGUAUUUUUCUUAGUACAUUUAUCCACUAUACUACAUAAAUAAUUAUGUCCAGUGACUCUUCAAUAUUACAUCAUCGACGCCAUUUAAAACUGGAAUGAAGUGAAACGUAAUGAAGUGAAACGUAAUAUGAGCGGAAUGGGAAAAAAAGUGGGGUCCAUGGAUUUGGUGCGGUUGAGUGGUGGAUUGCUUGUUAAAAUCCUCAAAACUGUGGGGAUUUUGCUAGACUCAAAUAGCAUGUGAAAAGGGAUACUUGAAUUUCUAAAUUCACCCUCACUAUUUAAAAGAUCCAAUGCCAAGAAUAACUGUAAAAACUAGACUAUAACUUUACUAAAUGCUAGAAGAACAAAAUUUAGAACCCUAAGCCUUUUUCAAAAUGUCUUCCUUGUUUGGCGACAUAGCUAAGGCCAAGAG